GGGUCUUUUAUGGUAGCAGCUUCCAGCAUUCUUAUUUGUUGUGUUGAAUUUAGAACGAUAAAUAUUCGAUAAAUAAUACACUAAUGAUGGCUUUCCGGGUAAUAUACAAACAAAAUAAAUUAAUAAAGACUAUAAUAUGCAGAAAUCAGUCUUCAGCGCCUAUGUCUGCUUUUGAAAUUCAGCACAAAACUCCAGUAAUCAGAAAAACAACCCCUAUACCAGUUGCAUUAUAUGGAGGAAGAAAUGCUGUUACCAUGCUUCCUGGGGGUGGCAUUGGUCCAGAGCUCAUGAAUUACGUUAGGGAAGUAUUCAAACAUGCAGGAGCUCCUGUAGAUUUUGAAGUAAUAGACAUUGAUCCUAGUGAGGAAACAAAGCAGUUUGAAUAUGCACUUACAUCCAUUAAAAGAAAUGGGGUAGCCAUUAAAGGAAAUAUUGAAACUAAAAGUGAGAAUACGGGAGUCCUAUCAAGAAAUGUGGGAAUCAGAAAUGAACUAGAUCUCUACAUAAAUGUAGUCCAUUGCAAAUCUUUUCCUGGUGUACCAGCACGCCAAAGUAAUGUUGAUGUGAUGAUUAUAAGACAAAAUACUGAAGGAGAAUAUGCCAUGUUGGAGCAUGAGAGUGUCCAUGGUGUCGUAGAGAGUAUGAAGGUGGUAACAGAAACUAACUCUGAAAGAGUAGCCAGAUACGCUUUUGAAUUUGCUAAAAAAAAUGGCAGAAAGAAGAUCACCACCAUUCACAAAGCUAAUAUUAUGAAACUAUCUGAUGGACUCUUCCUUGAUACUGCCAGAAGAGUGGCUCUUGAAUAUCCUGAAAUUGAGCACAAUGAUAUGAUCAUUGACAAUUGCUGUAUGCAGUUGGUAUCUAACCCCCAUCAGUUUGAUGUUAUGAUGAUGACAAAUCUUUAUGGAAGUAUCGUAUCCAAUGUUGCUUGUGGUUUGAUUGGUGGCGCAGGAUUGCUAUCAGGAAGAAAUUAUGGUGAUUAUUAUGCAAUCUUUGAGCCUGGUACUAGGAAUACAGGUACAGCAAUUGCUGGAAAGAAUAUUGCUAAUCCCAUUGCCAUGUUGAGUGCUUCCGUUGAUAUGCUAGAACAUUUAGGACAUCAGCAACAUGCUGAUCUUAUUCGAGAUGCCAUGACAAAAACAAUAUCUGAAGACAGAAUACAUACUCCAGAUUUAGGUGGAACUGCUAAGAGCACAGAUGUUGUUCAAAGAAUUAUUGACCACAUCCAUAAGUCUGACAUCAGACCUUGAAUUCGGUUUGAGUUUUGAUGGAAAAUAAAGUGUAUAUAAUAACAUAAUAAUCGUUUGCUAAGUAUUAUUUCUUUGUAUUUCAAAUAAGUUUUUCAAGAGAUUUCCAACAUGAUCUCUUAAUCAUUCUAGGCACAAAAUCGUUUGUACCAUACUGUUGAAUAAAAUUUUGCGCCGA
Messenger RNA from Coccinella septempunctata (seven-spotted ladybird), 1425 nucleotides. RefSeq names its product isocitrate dehydrogenase [NAD] subunit gamma, mitochondrial-like. Gene Ontology annotation, biological process: isocitrate metabolic process; tricarboxylic acid cycle. The transcript is spliced from 7 exons. Lineage: Eukaryota; Metazoa; Arthropoda; Insecta; Coleoptera; Coccinellidae. Gene Ontology annotation, cellular component: mitochondrion. Bases 84 to 1250 code for a protein of 388 amino acids. Gene Ontology annotation, molecular function: NAD binding; magnesium ion binding; oxidoreductase activity, acting on the CH-OH group of donors, NAD or NADP as acceptor. The record is from RefSeq and is a predicted model, not a curated record.